Messenger RNA from Metarhizium brunneum ARSEF 3297, 567 nucleotides. RefSeq lists its product as uncharacterized. The record is from RefSeq and is a predicted model, not a curated record. NCBI's taxonomy places the organism in Eukaryota, Fungi, Ascomycota, Sordariomycetes, Hypocreales, Clavicipitaceae.
AUGAUGACCCGUCUACUAAUCACCGUCAUCUACCUCGCGGCUUCAGCCUUGGCCCAAGUCCCCCCCGGCUGGACCAAUGUCUUCUCCCCGUCCAACCUCUACAUCUACGAUGUCAGCAACGGCGCCAUCAGCGACCUCUCGCCCACCGCUCUGGUCUUCAAGUCCCCGACCAACGGGGGGCGAGACAAGACCACCCUCUUGACAUUUAAAUACCCCGCCGGCACCAACGGCAAGCAGUGCCAACUGUUCUUCAACUUUGACCAAGCCGCAGACGCAACCUCCCGCUGGGACGGGAGCGGCAGGCUGGACAUUUUCUCGAGCAAUUCCGUCGCCCCUGGCAAGACGUCUGGCUGGCCCCCUGGUAACCAGCGCAAUAACCACCUCGGCCGCUGGAAGAAGUCGGCUACGCCUUGGGCCGACUGGGAGGCUACGUAUGGUGGGCUCUCUGUUCCCCAGCCUUGCAAGCCCCCGGGUACUGUUCAGGGGUUUGAGAUUGUCGGGGUUUACGAUAAUACCUACGUCACCUAUACGAAUGCUCUUAGUGGUGUGCGAAUUGCCUACAGGUAG